AUGUCAAGGAGAAGAGGAGGAGUCAAAGCUAAAUCAGCAUCCAAGUCUACAAGUAAGUCUGUGGUCAAACCACUGUCAUCAAAAGAUAAUUCUCACUUCCUAGAAGCUCUAAAACUUUAUGAAGGUAAACAGUAUAAGAAGUCAAUUAAAUUACUAGAUGGGAUCUUAAAAAAAAAUGUGAAGAAUCCAGACAUUCUAGCCUUGAAAAGUUUGAAUUUACAAUUUCUUGGUGAAAAGUCAGAUGCACAACUAUAUGCUAGUCAGGCAAUCAAAUUAAUUGAGGGAACUGCUGCAUCUGCUAUCUGUUGUCAUGUCUUAGGGAUUUACAUGAAGACUAUCAAAGAUUAUCCAGAAUCUAUUAAAUGGUUUCAAGCAUCUUUAGAUAAUGGGUCUACCAACCAACAAAUUUAUAGAGAUUUAGCUACUUUACAAUCUCAAGUUGGUGAUUUUAAAAGUGCUUUAGUGUCAAGAAAAAAAUAUUGGGAAGCCUUUUUAGGUUAUAGAGCUAACUGGACUGCUCUUGCCGUUGCUCAAGAAUUGAAUGGUGAAAGACAACAAGCUGUUAACACUUUAUCUCAAUUUGAAAAAUUAGCAGAAGGUAAAAUUAGUGAAGCUGAAAAAUUCGAACAUAGUGAAUGUUUAAUGUAUAAAAAUGAUAUUAUGUAUAGAAAUGCUGGGUCGAACAAAGAUAAAUUGGAGAAAGUGUUGAAACACUUAAAUGACAUCGAAUCAAAAGUUACUGACAAAUUUUCGAUCUUAGAGAGAAGAGCUAACAUUUUUAUGAAGAUGGGUCAAUUUAAAGAAGCUUCAUUGGUCUACAGAGCUUUAAUCAAGAGAAACCCAGAUAAUUUCAGUUACUAUAAGUUAUUAGAAAUCUCAUUAGGCAUUAAGAAUAAUAAUAAACUAAGAAAACUCUUCUAUGAAAAGAUGAAUAAAUUUUAUCCAAGAUCUGAACCACCAAAAUUUAUUCCAUUAACUUUUAUUCAAAAUGAAAAUGAAUUAUCCAAAACAUUGAGUGAGUAUAUUAUUCCUCAGUUAAGUCGUGGUGUUCCAGCUACUUUUUCUAAUAUCAAACCAUUGUAUCAAAAGAGAUCAAGUGUGGUUCCUAGAUUAGUCAUAAACAUUGUGCAAAAGUAUUUUGAAUCUAUCAAUGCAAAUGAAACUCCUAUAGCAUAUAUCUGGACUUGUUAUUUUUUAUCACAACAUUAUUUAUACAUGAAGGAUUUUAAUAAAGCACAAGAGUUUGUUGUCUUAGCCAUUAAGCACACCCCAACCAUGGUUGAAUUCUAUAUCUUAAAAGGAAGAAUUUUAAAACAUCAAGGUGAAUUUAUCAAAGCAGCACAAACUAUCGAUGAAGGUAGACAGUUAGAUUUACAAGACAGAUUCAUUAAUUGUAAAACAGUCAAAUACUACCUUAGAGCCAAUGACAUCGAUAAAGCUGUCGAAAUUGUAUCACUCUUCACUAAGAAUGAGAAUUCUGCGAAUGGUAUCAAAGAUUUACAUAUUGUCGAGGCCUCAUGGUUUAUUAUUGAACAAGCGGAGGCAUAUUAUAGAUUAUAUUCAGACACUGUGAGAAAAUUAGAAUCAUUGAACAAGGAAUUGGCAAAUUUGAACGACAAGAGUAAUGAAGAUGAAAAUGCCAAAAAUGCAUUGAACGAAAAAAUCAAAACUUGUAAGUGGGAAUGUAUUAAAUAUAAAGGUUUAUCUUUGAAAAGAUUUGUAGCUAUAUCUAAAUUCUAUCAACAGUUUGAAGAUGAUAAAUUAGAUUUCCAUUCAUAUUGUAUGAGAAAGGGUACACCCAGAGCAUACCUUGACAUGUUAAAGUGGGGGGACAACAUUUAUACUAAACCAAUGUAUGUUCGUUCCAUGGAAGGUUCAUCAAAAAUUUACUUUGAUAUGGAUGAUUCAUUAAAAGAAAUGCAAAAUAAACAAUCUGAUAACGAAGAUGGAUCCUCUGCUGCUGUUAAAUUGAGCAACAAACAAUUAAAGAAGGAAACUGCAGCAUUAAAUAAACGUAAGGAAGAAGAGAAGCAAACCAUUAUGGCAUACAACGAAGAUCAAGAUAAUGACCCAUUUGGUGAUAAAAUGAUUCAAACCAAACAUCCAUUAAAGGAUUUCUAUGAUAAAUUCUACCAGAAAUAUAAUGAGCAAGUAAGAGAUGAUGAAAAGGAUUGUCUGUUAGAUUUUGAAUAUCACUAUCGUGAUGGAAAAUUAGCAUUAUGUUUAGCUUCAAUGAAUAAGUUAAAGACAAGAAUUACUGAUGCAAGCAAUGAGAAAUCAUUGACAAUCCUUGCUAUAAUGACGACAAUUUUGUCUGAUGCUAGUCAAAAUCCUCAUUUUGAUGAUAUUGCAAAGAAGGUUGCAAUUAAAGGACUAGAAUCCCAAUACAAAGAUUUACUUUUAUUAGGAGAUCACUCAGACAAUGCUGGUAAAGAGAAAUCUUCCACUCUGAAUCGUCUUAUUGAUAAAUAUCAAGAUGGUUUAACAAAAAAUUUAAUUAUCUUACAAUUCAUAUACAGGUUUCCAACAGUAUUCGAUUCAUAUUCUGUCAAAGAAUUGAUAUUGAACUGUGUUGCCACAUUGGAUCCAAACAAACAAUUUGAAGUAUUGCAAUAUGAACUUUAA
This is a messenger RNA of Arxiozyma heterogenica, 2625 nucleotides long. It is a transcript of the gene NAT1, whose product is annotated as peptide alpha-N-acetyltransferase complex A subunit NAT1. NCBI's taxonomy places the organism in Eukaryota, Fungi, Ascomycota, Saccharomycetes, Saccharomycetales, Saccharomycetaceae. Gene Ontology annotation, molecular function: protein binding. The record is from RefSeq and is a predicted model, not a curated record. Gene Ontology annotation, biological process: N-terminal peptidyl-methionine acetylation. The transcript has a single exon. Gene Ontology annotation, cellular component: NatA complex; cytoplasm. The coding region runs from base 1 to 2625 and encodes 874 amino acids.